AUGGCUUGGGAGGAGGAGCGGGGCGGUCGUGGUCGUGGCCGCCCACGCUGGCGUCCACCUGCGGGUUCACGCAGCUGUCCCGCGACGAGGCCGGGGUUCACGCAGCUGUCCCGCGACGAGGCCGCAGCUCAACGGCUCGUGGGUGAUGGCAGCCCACCGCGGGCGGGGACGCGGGGUUUGUGCGGGCGGACCAGAUUGACCUCAAGAGCCUGGACGAGCAUCUCGAGCCUGGACGAGCAUCUCGAGCGCCACCUCGGCCGCUCGGCGGAGCGGGGCGGGCUCGCCGCCGCGGCGCAGACCGGGACGAGGAGCAGCCGAGGCGAGUCCUCGAGGCUGGGUGCGGAGGAGCUGCAGACGCCGCUGCGGCAGUGCCGGGAGGACUGGGAGAUCGACCCCGCCAAGCUCGUCAUCAAGGGCGUCAUCGCGCGCGGCACCUUCGGCACCGUCCACCGCGGCGUCUAUGACGGCCAGGACGUUGCCGUGAAAUUGCUUGACUGGGGGGAGGAUGGCCACAGAUCAGAACAAGAAAUUUUUGCACUAAGAGUAGCAUUUGCACAAGAGGUCGCUGUCUGGCAUAAGCUUGAUCAUCCAAACGUUACUAAGCGGCGCACAAGGCGGUGGAGGUGCGGCAGCCCGUCGAUGGAGCCGCGGGGCCAGCAGCCCGCGGCGGCCGCGAGGGCCGAGGCGGCAGCGGCGCACGGGGCGGUGGAGGUGCGGCAGCGCGUUGACGGAGCCGUGGGGCCAGCAGCCCGCGGCGGCCGCGAGGGCCGAGGUGAUAGCGGCACACGGGGCGGUCUGGAGGUGCAGCGGCGGCGGCAUGCGUUGGACGCGACGGUCUUCGAGUUUGGGUCCGCGGCGGAGUCUGGCGCCGUCGUGACGCUCGCAGGCUACUGCCCUGUCUCAGAUGAGCUCGAGCCAUGCCGCUGGGAGCUGGUGCCGGCCACCGGCGAGGGCGCGCCGCAGUUCCGCAUCGUGUUCUGAGCGGGAGGAGGAGCGAGCACCCAUGCCGGCCUUACCUGAUUUUAUAGGUACAAAGGUGUGAUAUUCGGGAGUGUAUUGCUACCUAGGUGUUCCUUGAAAUAAAACUUGAGAUAUUAUUGAUGUGUUUGUUGAUUA
Phragmites australis (common reed) is the source of this 1116-nucleotide messenger RNA. RefSeq lists its product as uncharacterized. Gene Ontology annotation, cellular component: plasma membrane. The coding region runs from base 1 to 981 and encodes 326 amino acids. Gene Ontology annotation, molecular function: protein kinase activity. The record is from RefSeq and is a predicted model, not a curated record. NCBI's taxonomy places the organism in Eukaryota, Viridiplantae, Streptophyta, Magnoliopsida, Poales, Poaceae. The transcript is spliced from 4 exons.